This is a messenger RNA of Alternaria arbusti, 870 nucleotides long. RefSeq lists its product as uncharacterized. The record is from RefSeq and is a predicted model, not a curated record. Lineage: Eukaryota; Fungi; Ascomycota; Dothideomycetes; Pleosporales; Pleosporaceae. The coding region runs from base 1 to 870 and encodes 289 amino acids. The transcript has a single exon.
AUGCCUUCCGCCAACGGUUCCGUUGCGCCCACACCGCGUUCACCUCCAAUCGUCUCGUCCCCAACCUUCGCCGACGCGUCAAAUUUCUCAUCCAAUCAUAAAGGCAAAGGAAAGGCCCCCAUGACCAACGACACGAGCAAUGGCACUAGCAACGGCAACACCAUUUGCCACAGCAAAGUCUACACUGCAAGCCACGACAACAGCAAUGACACCAGCAAUGACAACAGCAAUGAAAACAGCAAUGGUAACAGCAGCGGCAGUAGCAGCGGCAGUAGCAGCGGCAGUAGCAACGGCAACAGCAACGGCAACAGCAAUGACUACACUCCAAGCUACGGUAUCGGAAACUUGACGGAAUACCUCAUCGACGUCAAGACGCUCACCAAGCUCUGCGACCUCGGCGUAUCAGAAGCCGCUCAGCUCGGAGCCUUUCUCACCGAGCGCUACAAAUCCCUGAACGAAAAGCAAAUCCGCCGCAUGGCAGCCGCCACAAAGAUCAUUGACGAAGUCGAGACUAUGAAAAAGGGACACAACGUUUUUGACGACAACGUCGUCAACCACUACGACCGCUUCGUCCGUGAACUGGAGGCAGCUGAGACCGCCAUGUACGACGGUAUCAAGGUAGCCAUGUACACAGAUGCCGCAAAGAGCGCAAAGCUGGCCCGAGAGAACUCCGAGCUUGCCAGGAAUCUGCACAAAAAGAUCGAGGGGUUGGAGGUUGAGUACAAGGCUAAGAGAGACGAGAUUGUGGCUGCGAGGGAUGAGAUGAUUGAUAUCUUGUACGGUGCUGUUAUGCGGUGCAUCCUGGUGGGUUCUGGUGCUGGCGUGGGUGAGAAUGAUAAGGGGAAGUUGUUGAGUUUGUUCAAGCGCUGA